AUAUUCCAGGAAUGUAAGCUUUUGGAAAACUCAUCCAACGCAAAACACCCCAUCCAAGAUGACGAAGAGAACUAAAAAGGUUGGUGUGACCGGUAAAUAUGGCGUUCGUUAUGGUGCCUCUUUGCGUCGUGACGUCCGCAAGAUUGAGGUUCAACAACAUGCUCGUUAUCAAUGCCCCUUCUGCGGUCGUAACACCGUGAGACGUUCUGCUGCUGGCAUCUGGAACUGCAAUGCUAAGGGCUGUGGUAAGGCUAUGGCCGGUGGUGCUUGGACUGUUACUACUCCUGCUGCCACUAGCGCUCGCUCUACUAUUCGCCGUCUUCGUGAAAUGGUCGAAGUCUAAGCCUAGUAGACUAUUUUUCCAGUUACUUACAUUCAUUGAAUUGAGGUGCAAUUACGCGCGAUGCGGGAUA
This is a messenger RNA of Schizosaccharomyces cryophilus OY26, 413 nucleotides long. Its product is annotated as 60S ribosomal protein L37a. The coding region runs from base 59 to 343 and encodes 94 amino acids. Gene Ontology annotation, biological process: translation. NCBI's taxonomy places the organism in Eukaryota, Fungi, Ascomycota, Schizosaccharomycetes, Schizosaccharomycetales, Schizosaccharomycetaceae. The transcript is spliced from 2 exons. Gene Ontology annotation, molecular function: structural constituent of ribosome. The record is from RefSeq and is a predicted model, not a curated record. Gene Ontology annotation, cellular component: ribosome.